AUUGAGAUUUGUUUGAUAAUUAUGAUUAUUGCGUGUGUUGAUUAUGGUUAUGUGUGAAGCAGACAUUUAUCUGAAAGGAGCAGACUCGCCCUGUAUCAAAACCAAAAGUUUCAUAAGCGCUGCGAUAAUGUGACGAGAACCUUUUGCAUGAAACUUUGUUUAUUUAUUAUUUUUCUUUAUAAGUCAAAAGGCAUGCAGAUGUACAAUGGAGCAAAUGCUCUAGUAAAGCCCUCGAAUGAUGAUAAACGAAUAAGCAACAUGCUGAGACAUUGGGUGAGAAAGAAAUGCCUCAUUCUUUCUUCAAAAUGUGGUGAAGGAGGCAUAUGUGCAAUUUAUUAAAAGGUUACAUUUGUUUCAAUGAUAUGUACAUCACUAAAUCACACAAUAUUUGCAGGUUUUGUAGUCAAAAAGUUCCUUCAACCCCUGGAAGCCGUUAUGUUAAACCGUUAUCUGGCAUAAAAGAAUACCUGGUGCAAAAAUGUUUUGCAUUUGUUCAUGGAUAUGAAAAAAUACUUGAAACUAAAUUUCCUAGUGCCUUUAAAAUAUACCGAGUUUUUUCUGUUGGUACUAAAGAUCUAUAUAAUGAUAUCAAGGAAUAUAUUAGAAUCUCAUCUGUACUUAGCAAUGGUAAACAUGUGCGAGAUUUACAAAGAAAGGAGCUUGAAACAUAUUUUCAGGUCCCUAAAGAUUUAAUGAAAGUUGCCCCUGUUCUGGUGCUUGCUGCUCUUCCAUUUGCUAAUUAUGUCAUUUUACCUGUGAUAUACUUAUUUCCUCGAAAAUGUCUGUCCUCACAGUUUUGGACUUUACAACAAAAAGUGGACUUUGCCGUUAAGUAUCAAAAGAAAAGACUCUAUCAUUACAGACCUGUUUUUAGGCAAUUACAAGCACAAAUUGACACCAUUAACACUGAUGUGCUAAAGAACAAUUGUCAGGAUAUAUUUUAUAAGCUAGGUAGUGGUUUGCAUCCUACAACAGAAGAAAUCAUCAAGUUAAAACCAUUAUUUAUUGAUCAGCCUUACGGUAUAUUUUGUAUUACCAACAAACAUCUUCAUCAUUUAUGCCGGAUGCAUGGUAUUUCUGUACUGCCUGGCAAGCAGUGGAGACUAUGGAAGCAUGCUGGUUUUAUUCGUGAAAUGGACUUGGCAAUGAAAAGGGAAGGCCUGGAAUCAAUGUCCUCUCAUGAGUUGAGAAAUGCAUGCUUUAUGAGAGGUUUAAGUCCGGUGGGUCUGUCAAAAGAAGAAAUGAUGGCCUGGCUUUCCGAUUGGAUUCAAAUUGCAUUAAGUAUAGAAAGUGACAGCUUAUCUCUUCUUUUACAUUGUCCAAUCUUUUUAUCAUACAAUUAUCCAAGCAAUUGGGUAUUGAUUCAUUAAUGUAGCAUUUCAAAUUAGCCAUUCUGAA
This is a messenger RNA of Uloborus diversus, 1398 nucleotides long. RefSeq names its product LETM1 domain-containing protein 1-like. The record is from RefSeq and is a predicted model, not a curated record. Lineage: Eukaryota; Metazoa; Arthropoda; Arachnida; Araneae; Uloboridae. The coding region runs from base 324 to 1370 and encodes 348 amino acids. Gene Ontology annotation, cellular component: mitochondrial inner membrane. Gene Ontology annotation, molecular function: ribosome binding. Gene Ontology annotation, biological process: intracellular monoatomic cation homeostasis. The transcript has 9 exons.